Poecilia latipinna (sailfin molly) is the source of this 2085-nucleotide messenger RNA. Its product is annotated as sodium/glucose cotransporter 1-like. Bases 16 to 2001 code for a protein of 661 amino acids. Gene Ontology annotation, biological process: sodium ion transport; transmembrane transport. Gene Ontology annotation, molecular function: D-glucose:sodium symporter activity. The record is from RefSeq and is a predicted model, not a curated record. Gene Ontology annotation, cellular component: plasma membrane. NCBI's taxonomy places the organism in Eukaryota, Metazoa, Chordata, Actinopteri, Cyprinodontiformes, Poeciliidae. The transcript has 15 exons.
UCCACUCUGAGCAAAAUGUCCUGGGAUUAUUUUGGAUUCUCCCGCACCUUGGAAACCCAAAGGAGUCAAUCUCCCACCACCCGUAUCAACAAUGCAGCCGACAUCUCUGUUAUCGUCAUCUACUUUCUGGUUGUCUUGGCUGUGGGAGUUAUUGCCAUGGUCCGCACCAAUCGAUCCACUGUGGGUGGCUUUUUCCUUGCAGGGAGGAGUAUGGUGUGGUGGCCGAUCGGAGCAUCACUCUUUGCCAGCAACAUUGGCAGCGGCCACUUUGUAGGUAUCGCUGGUACUGCUGCAGCUUCUGGAAUUGCCGUUGGUGGAUUUGAGUGGAACGCUCUUAUUGUUGUCGUUAUUCUGGGAUGGCUCUUUGUGCCGAUCUACAUCAAAGCUGGGGUGGUCACCAUGCCUGAGUACCUGAAGAAGAGGUUCGGAGGACAGCGGAUUCGUAUCUAUCUCUCUGUGCUCUCCCUCUUUCUCUACGUCUUUACAAAGAUCUCUGCCGACAUGUUCUCUGGUGCCAUUUUCAUCCAGCAAGCUCUUGGACUGAACAUCUACUUUGCUGUUAUCGCUCUACUGGCGAUCACUGCACUGUACACCGUCACAGGUGGACUUGCUGCGGUGAUAUAUACAGAUGCCUUACAGACCGUCAUCAUGGUUAUUGGAUCCUUCAUUCUCAUGGGUUUUGCUUUCAAUGAAGUGGGGGGUUAUGCAAAUUUCGAGACACGCUACAUGGCUGCAAUUCCCACAAACACCUCUAACAUCAGUGCAGAGUGCUAUGAACCUCGGAAAGACUCGUUCCACCUUUUCAGAGAUCCAAUAACAGGAGACCUGCCCUGGCCCGGCCUGGUGUUUGGACUCACCAUCCAGGCCACCUGGUACUGGUGCACUGAUCAGGUGAUUGUCCAGCGUUGCCUCUCAGCCAAGAAUCUCUCUCAUGUGAAAGCAGGUUGCAUUUUGUGUGGUUACCUGAAGCUGCUGCCCAUGUUUCUCAUGGUUUUUCCUGGGAUGAUAAGCAGGAUCUUGUAUCCUGAUGUGGUGGCAUGUGUGAUCCCGGAAGAAUGUAACGAUUACUGUGGAGCUAGUGUUGGAUGCACCAACAUUGCCUAUCCCAAACUUGUUGUGGAUCUUAUGCCAAAUGGUCUGAGGGGUUUGAUGCUGUCAGUGAUGUUGGCCUCUCUAAUGAGCUCCCUUACUUCAAUAUUUAACAGUGCUAGUACUCUCUUCACCAUGGACAUCUAUACUAAGGUCCGUCCCUGUGCCAAAGAGAGGGAACUGAUGAUUGCUGGCAGGGUGUUUAUUGUGGUCCUUAUUGGAAUAAGCAUAGCCUGGAUCCCUGUGGUGCAGUCAGCCCAGAGUGGUCAGCUCUUUGACUACAUCCAGUCAAUCACCAGCUAUCUCACUCCACCUGUGGCCGCUGUCUUCAUGCUCGGCAUAUUCUGUAAACGAGUUAAUGAAACUGGUGCCUUUUUCGGACUCAUAAUUGGUUUGUUAGUCGGAUUAUCCAGGAUGAUUUCAGAGUUUAUCUACGGAACAGGGAGCUGUGUCAGCCCAAGUAACUGUCCUACCAUCAUCUGUGGAGUGCACUACCUCUACUUUUCGAUUAUCCUGUUCACUGUCUCUUGCAUCCUCAUACUUGGAAUCUCCCUAAUGAGCAAGCCAAUCGAUGACAAGCAUCUGUACCGAUUGUGCUGGAGUCUGAGGAACAGUACAGAGGAAAGAGUGGACAUUGAUCCAGAUGAUUGGAUUGAGGAUCAUGAUGAGGAUGACAGUAAGAUGGACAUAGAAGAAUCUAGGAAAAAGCGAAAUUUCUUCAAGAAAGCACUAAUCUGCUUCUGCGGACUGGAGCAGAACAAAACAGCACCAAAACUUACUCCAGAGGAGGAAGCAGAACUGAAGAAGCAGCUAACAGAUACAACAGAGAAGCCUCUCUGGAGGAACAUUGUCAAUGCAAAUGCCAUCCUCCUCCUGUGUGUCGCUGUGUUCUUUCACAUAUACUUUGGUUAGCCAAACCCCAUCAACAUUAAGUGGUCCUGGAUGCUGCAAUUUAUUUUGCAUGGAUUAAAAUUACACCAAAACCAUUAAUGCUGA